Messenger RNA from Lachancea lanzarotensis, 3297 nucleotides. It is a transcript of the gene ATG11, whose product is annotated as LALA0S09e03620g1_1. The coding region runs from base 1 to 3297 and encodes 1098 amino acids. Gene Ontology annotation, biological process: autophagy of mitochondrion; piecemeal microautophagy of the nucleus; autophagosome assembly. Gene Ontology annotation, cellular component: Atg1/ULK1 kinase complex; phagophore assembly site membrane; extrinsic component of membrane. Gene Ontology annotation, molecular function: protein kinase binding; molecular adaptor activity. The record is from RefSeq and is a predicted model, not a curated record. The transcript has a single exon. NCBI's taxonomy places the organism in Eukaryota, Fungi, Ascomycota, Saccharomycetes, Saccharomycetales, Saccharomycetaceae.
AUGAGUGAACAUAACUCUACUGUUUACAAUGCAAUCACUGGAUCGAGCUUUACUACCAAUUUGCGCUUUUUUCUUACCAUCGAUGACUUCAAACGGUGUGUAACUCAGCACUUAAUGAUUCCGCCAGACCAAACGUUCAUUCUGCUGCCCUAUGGUGCAAAACUGAACAAAGACACAUUUGCGAACUGUCUCAGAGACACGAACCCUAUGGAUUUCUACGUUUUCGAUCGUCGACUUUUCUCAUUUGCGCAGGAUCCCAAUUCUUCGGUGUUAUCGCCAGAAGUGCCCGAAAUUGAGGAUUUAUUGAAUACGGUCACACAGAAUCGUCAAGCGACGUUGAUCAAGCCAGUACCGUCUCCACUAUUGGAAGCCAAUUUCUCCAACUCUGACUUUGACUCCCGCAAGGCUACCACAAUUUUAACAACCAACAUGGGGUGGCUAAGUGCUUUGGAGAUCGAUGCCCACUAUUUCCAUUCCAUCGUUCGAAAUACCAUGGCAGAAAUUCGCGUAAUUUUCCAAUGCUUUUCCAUAUGCUCACAGUAUCUCAAAGUGUAUUGUUUUGAAAUCGAAAAGCUAUACAACUCAAAUGUCGAAUAUCUCGACCAGCUCACCAAAGAAAGCAACGCCUCUCAAUGGCGAAAAGUCUACGAUGGCUUGCUUAAAAACAUAAACACUGUUAAUGGUGAAAAGGAGAAACAUUUGAGCGAUUUUCUUCGAAGAAGCGAGCUCGAAAAUAAUUUCAAUGAGUUAGUGGACGUCAAUAAUAGUAUAACCACGCGUCUACGACAGGUGAAGUCUCAAAUCGAUGAAAAUUAUGGAAAUCGCCAAGCCAUUUCCUUGAAAGUCGAAGCUCUGAAGCCUACGUUCGACCAGUCUCCAUCUAAGUACGAAAUGGAAGAUACCAUGAUGAGCAGGUUUGAAGAAAUGAUUACAGAAACCAGGAAAAAUACUCGUGAAGUUUUGGCAUUGAGUUCGGCAGAGUUAAGUCCAGCACUGCUAUCAGACCUUCAUCAAAAAGUUUCUGACGACAGAAUUUCCACCGUGCCAAAUCUCUUCACUAUUGCACAGUCAUUAUUUCUGCAGGCAGAGAAGUCGCUAGAUGAUAAAAAACGACUUCAAGAGCAGAUAAUCCUACUUUUGAGUCAAACCGCUUUCGUCCAGGUUCAGAUUCUGGACGUAAAAACUAUUCUGGUGAGGGAAUGCAAUCAACAGCUUGAAACCUUACAAAAUUGUGAAUUGCGACUUUCUCAGGUUGACGAUAUGCCCGCACUCUAUGGCCUGCAUUUAAUAGAAAAGUUGAGAAGAAGGAAGUGGCUCACUGAGGUGAAAACCUUGGGUUUGAGGAUGUCCGAUGAGUUGCGAACAAUAGGCGAUUUAGAGCAGAAACACCGAGAAAAAUGGGGCCAAACUUUUGGUCAGUUGAAAACAAUCUUUGACGAAACAGAUGAUGAUCUUAUUCGAUUUCGCAAAUACCAAACACUCCGAAUUGACAAUCUUCAAACUUCUGAGGAAAAUGUAAUAACUGUCAACAAAAUUGAGAGCUACUUACUACAACUUUCUGAGAAUGAUGUUUCUGCCGAAAGCUUAGCGCUGCUGCAAAAAAACCUGGAGUCGGCAUUAAAUUUCUCAGUUGUUGCUAAGUCAACCUUACGUGGGAGUACUUCUUUUUCAGGAGAGCAUGCCCAGCAUGAUCGCGACAUUGUACGGCAUUAUCAGCGGAGGAUUAAAAAGCUCGAAUCUUUACUUCACGACGCGAAAUACUCAAAUUUACGCUCUUGGCCUUCAGGCAUACUGAAUAGUGCUUCGCUGCCAGCGUUCGAAAAUAAUGUUGCAGCUGUCAAUGUGAAGAUGUCAAUGCUCCUCGCUGACUCAAAAGAUACAACCCUGUCCAAUUUGCCUAUUGAAGAGUUCGGAGAUGUUGCACAGCUACGAAAAGAACUGGAACAAUGCCGAGGGCAGGUGGAGCAAUUAAAGAAGGAUUCUUUGAAGCUCAAAACACAGGGUGUAGAUUUUGAGGAUGAGCGAAAUGCUUACAGGGAAACAUUUUCAGUCUUGAAUCAGGAAAUUUUUAAGCUGACGUCCGAAAAAGAAAAGAGCGAGGGUGUGGAAUCUGUCAGAGUUGCGGAACUCAAAGACCAGGUUUUGCGUCUAGGCGAACAUAAUAUAUCUUUAAUCAACGAAGUGGCAUCGUUGAAAGAGAAAUGUGAACAUCAGACGAAAGAAUGCGAGGAUCAGGCAAAAGUUCAGGAACAGCUUUCAAAUGAUAAGGUAAGAAUUGAGAAGGAAUAUGAAGAAGCAAAGAUGACUUUGUCAGAGGAAGUGGUUAGACUGCAAAAAGAGGUCGCAUCAUUAAGAGCCCACAACGAGGAGCUCAGUUCCAGUCAAAUUGUGGCGACAACACAAAAGGAAGAGGAAAAGACCAAAGAUCGCGAGCAGUACGUAAGGCUCAAUCACGAUAUGCUCACAAGAAUUUUCGAGCUUUUCGCCGGUGCUGUCUAUAUUCUGGAAAAUAUUGGGUUGCUGCUUUCGAGCACUGAGGAUCUCAACUUCCAAAUAGCGCGUGUCAAAGGUCUUCGAAAAGGAAUGGGCCAAAGCGACAUUUUUGAAAGCGCUGUGGAAUUGAAAGGACCCACGACCAUAAAAAGUGCAGUGUUCCAGGAUGUGAAGAACGUUUUUGAAUCUUCUCAUGAGCUAAAUAAUGUUCAGGUCCAAAACGAUCUUUUGGCAGCUAUAAACAAGCUAUUUGGUAGCAAACUUUACGAAUCUUCUGUUAUCAAACGGUUUAAGGAUAUUGAAGCUCUUGCUAAGAAGCUCACUAAGGAAAAUAAAUUCAAAAGAGGUUUACUAGAGACUUAUCAAAGGGAGAAAAUAACUGUAAAAAGCUUUCAAGUUGGAGACACUGCUUUAUUUCUACCGACAAGAGAUGUUCCUGACUCUGUUUCGUCCUCUGUGUCGUCUCUCGCUUCAUCGUUUUCCUCAGUUGAUUUGUCGACACCUCCUCCCCCGGGUGGCAGCACAAUGCAAAAAGGGGAGCAUAACCAGGGAAAAAGUACCAAAGAUGGAACUAGCAGUACCAAAUUAGUCCCCUGGGCUGCAUUCACGGCAUUCGACGAGUCAACGAGAUACUUUUUGAAGGAUAACAAAAAGUUCACAGCUGAUAGAGAUUGGUUUGUGGGUACAAUUACCUCUGUCGAACGAAUGGUUACCAAAGAGGGGUCUUUUAAUCCCUUUAAGCUGCCAAAGGGAACGGUUUGGGUGCAGGUCACCGCCGAUUUCGUGACAGGCAAAAAUUUUUAA